UGGCUGCGAUGGCGGCGCUCAGGAGCAGCGUGUGCCGCUGGGGAGCUCUCCUCGUCCCGGGCUCUCGCCAGCUCCGCCUCCUCAGGAGGAGACCCAUCGAGCUUCUCUACCCCCAGAAAGAGGAGGCAGCCGCAGCCGGCCGCCGCACCGGAGAGAAUCCCAGCCGCCCGGCGACCGAGAAGCCUGACUCGGCCCCGAGAGAGCCGCCCGGGCGACCCUUCGGCCCCUCUCUCCUGGACGGACUCUCGUACGAGAAGGCGUUUCCCGGCGACAAGCGGCUGGCCAAAGUUGUCACCCUUGCAAAGUCCAAGAAGUUCCGUGAGCAGCAUGGGAAGAUCCUGGUGGAGGGCCGGCGAUUGAUAACCGAUGCUUUGGGAGCUGGAGCACUGCUACAGACUCUUUUCUUCAGCACUGUGGAGAGCCUGAGGGAGCUGCCUUUGGAGAAACUGAAACAUGUCAAGUUAAUAAAGGUCAAGUUUGAAGAGAUCAAGAUGUGGUCUGACCUUGUAACUCCCCAGGGAGCAAUAGGGAUUUUUGUCAGACCAGAUCAUUCCAAGAUGAAAUAUCCGGCAAUUCAGCAAGAGCACACCGUACCCCUCUUCCUCAUUGGUGACAAUAUCCGAGAUCCUGGAAACCUGGGAACGAUAUUACGAUCUGCGGUGGCUGCAGGGUGUGGCAAGGUCUUGUUGACAAAAGGCUGUGUGGAUGUUUGGGAACCCAAAGUGCUCCGGGCCGGCAUGGGUGCGCAUUUCCGCAUCCCGGUCAUUUCCAAUUUGGAGUGGGAAGUCAUCCCGAACCACCUGAGCAGCAGCACUAGGGUACUUGUUGCUGACCCUUCUCACGGAUGGACUGACCACUCAGUGACUCCCCCUGAACUGGAUGCUGCUGGUGACCGGAGCUGGAGACAGGUAGAAUACCAGGAGAGUGACAGCGAGGAUGAGGAGGGAGAGUUUCUGCUGCCGCUCCCUAAAGUGGGCACUUUGUGCUACUCCCAGCCCUGGGCUCAGGAGCAGACUGCAAUUGUGAUUGGGGGAGAGACCCACGGACUCAGCCUCGAAGCCCUGUUGUUGGCUGAGAAGACAGGAGGUCAGCGUUUGUACAUCCCCAUGGUCCCUGCUGUGGACAGCCUUAACUCUGCCAUGGCAGCAAGUGUUUUAUUGUUUGAGGGCAGGAGACAGCUUCUCUCCAUGGUGUCAGCUACCAACAGGACUGACGGACCAAACAGCAGUGUUGCUUAAACCACUGAGAGCGUCCUGAGUGUUCCCUGAGUUUCAGUGGACUUAGCCAUGCUCGUUUGGGAGCAGAGCGGUUGCCUGUGGGUCUCCUCUAGACUGAAAGCUCAUUCAUUGCACAAGAACAACUUUGAAAUACUUUCAGAGACUUGAUACACAUUUGUGCUCAUGGAAAUAUAUGUAUUAGGGUUAGCUAGCGUCGUGCAUUGUACGCAGCUGAAAACUUACAAUCAUUACAAAUGGGGGAAGCCUUACCUUCCCCUUCCAGAUAAA
Molecule: messenger RNA, 1505 nt
Organism: Hemiscyllium ocellatum (epaulette shark)
Lineage: Eukaryota; Metazoa; Chordata; Chondrichthyes; Orectolobiformes; Hemiscylliidae
Gene: mrm3a
Product: mitochondrial rRNA methyltransferase 3a
Exons: 4
Coding region: 9-1238 (409 amino acids)
Biological process (GO): RNA processing
Molecular function (GO): RNA binding; RNA methyltransferase activity
Source: RefSeq, a predicted model, not a curated record